This is a messenger RNA of Anoplopoma fimbria (sablefish), 2007 nucleotides long. RefSeq names its product snurportin 1 (gene snupn). The record is from RefSeq and is a predicted model, not a curated record. Gene Ontology annotation, molecular function: nuclear import signal receptor activity; protein binding. Gene Ontology annotation, biological process: protein import into nucleus; snRNA import into nucleus. Gene Ontology annotation, cellular component: nucleus; cytoplasm. Bases 97 to 1218 code for a protein of 373 amino acids. NCBI's taxonomy places the organism in Eukaryota, Metazoa, Chordata, Actinopteri, Perciformes, Anoplopomatidae. The transcript is spliced from 9 exons.
UUCAGUAUUUAGUCGGCCAACUAAAACUCGCCCUUGGUGGGAAAGAUGACAGCGUGACGUCUCUGCAGCAGCCUCCCUGCAUGUCCAAGAGUCCCCAUGGAUGACCUCACCCAAGCCCUCUCGGCCAGCUUCGCUGUGUCCAAGGAGCCCAACAGCACCGCGGCCGCCCACCCUCGGCUGGCCCAGUACAAGAGCAAGUUCAGCGUGCUGGAGCAGAGCGAGCGUCGGCGGCGCUUCCUUGAACUGCAGAAAAGUAAAAGGUUAAACUACGUCAACCAUGCACGGCGUCUGGCUGAUGGGGACUGGACGGGGGCGGACAGCGAUGGAGAGGAGGACAUGGAGAAAAAAGAGGAGGGGGAACGGGAGCAGGACGGCCUGACGGAUGAAGAGGGGAUGGAGAUCGAGAAGAGGAAGCUGCCAAAGCAUUAUGCCAACCAGCUCAUGCUGUCAGAGUGGCUGGUGGAUGUGCCAUCAGAGCUGGACACUGAAUGGCUGAUGGUGGUCUGUCCUGUGGGGAAAAGAUCUCUCAUUGUUGCCUCCAAGGGCUCCACUGCAGCGUACACUAAAAGCGGCUACUGUGUGAACCGUUUCCCCUCCCUGCUGCCCGGUGGGAACCGACACAACUCGGCCAUGGGAAAAGACUACACAAUCCUGGACUGCAUCUACAGCGAGGUGGACAGAACGUUCUACAUCCUGGAUGUCAUGUGCUGGAGAGGCCACCCGGUCUACGACUGCCCGACUGAGUUCCGUUUCUUCUGGCUCCAGUCCAAAGUCCAGGAGACGGAGGGCCUAUCAGAAAUCGCCAAACGUAACCCUUUCCGGUUUGUGAGCCUCCAAAACACAGACUGCACAGCAGAGCUGAUUCAGAAAGCCCUGGCUGCUGAGUACGACUUCGGCGUGGACGGUCUGCUCUUCUACCACCGGCAGACCCACUACACCCCCGGCAGCACCCCUCUGGUGGGCUGGCUUCGCCCCUACAUGGUCACCGACAUCCUGGGCAUAGAGGUCCCCGUAGGCCCCCUCACCACCAAGCCCGAGUACGCCAACCACCAGCUGCAGCAGAUCCUGGAGCACAAGAAACCGUCCAGUGAAGUCCGGCCGGCCAACAGCAGCGGAGGCUAUGAGUUAGAGUACCUGUCCACGCCGGUCCAGGACGGCGGGGACGCUCCGAACUUCUUGAAUCAAAAGCCAGUGAGGGAAGGCAACAUGGAGGUCUGAGUGGGAGGCUUAACGAGAUGCAAAUUGCUAACUCCGUGUUCCUGAGUGGUGGCGGCCCACAUAUGGCUCUUUAGAAUGUCUGCUGAAUAGUUUUUUGCAGAUCUGACCAAUUGCAAAGCAUGGCUAAUUCUAAUCCGGCACUGCUCAGGACGCCCUCGGGGUGCAGAUUAGCAGAGCGAUGCUUUUAUAUGUGUUUUUAAACAUGUUGUACCUGUUGCAGAACUCCGGAACAGAUCGGUGUCUUUUGAGAGUGAUUGCACAGUAUUUAGCCACUAAAAUGACUUAGUCGCGGUCUGUUAUGCAGCUCCCUUCCUUCCAUUACAUCAUCGCAUACAAUCCAAAAACUAGGACGAGAGGGGUUCUUAUGUGAGAGUGCAGCGGUAAAUGUUGUGGUGAAGUGUUAUUUUGACACUUAGAACGAAUAAUGCCUAAGAACUGUUGUCAGUGUUUUGCAGACUGCAGCUAUCAUUGUUGCGUACGCACACAUCUCGUUUUUGAGCAGAUCAUUUGUUUGAGCAGCCGAGAAGGAGAGUGGCACUGACCGAGCAAACACUGAGUUGAUUAUUGCGGCAGCAGUGACGUGGACUUUUACGAUUUAAUGUUGAAUUAUAAAAUUGCUAAGAAGAUGUUUUAAAGCGUAUGUUUCUCAAUAAAUGUGUUUUUUUUAUUGGCCUACACCGUGUUCUCAAGUUUUUUUUGUGUUUUUUUUAAAUCAGUUAAACACUCGUGGAGAGACAUUGAAUAUAAUAGAGGAUUUUCUUUUUUUAUUACUCUUCAAAAACUGUUAAA